This is a messenger RNA of Penaeus indicus, 1389 nucleotides long. RefSeq lists its product as uncharacterized. Lineage: Eukaryota; Metazoa; Arthropoda; Malacostraca; Decapoda; Penaeidae. Bases 1 to 1389 code for a protein of 462 amino acids. The record is from RefSeq and is a predicted model, not a curated record. The transcript is spliced from 3 exons.
AUGGUCUCCUGUUAUGACCCUCAGGUGGAAUGCGAUGAUGAUAAGUUGAGUUUCUGGAGGGACUUGGACAGUGUUGUGCAGGGGAUAGAAGAUGGUGAGAGAAUAGUGAUUGCAGGGGAUCUGAACGGACACGUAGGCUGGAGUGGUGUCGGGUAUGAAGGUGUACAUGGUGGACAUGGUAUCGGCAAUGUUAACCAAGAAGGUAUGGCAAUAUUGGACUUUGCAACCGCAUAUGAAAUGAAGUUGGUAAAUACCAUGUUCACUAAGAUUCCAAACCACCUGGUGACUUGCAAUAGUGGAGGCCACCAAAGUCAAAUAGACUACAUAAUGGUCCAAAAGAAGUUUGUUAAGGAAGUAAUUGACUGUAAAACGCUGCCAUUGGAGCAAGUCAAAGUGCAGCACAGAACAUUGAUUGUAGCAAGAGAACAAAGAAAAACAAUGGAUGAUUUAUAUGAGAAUUUGAACUCCACAGAGGGACAAAAAGACAUCUUUAAAAUUGCAGCAGAAAGGGACAAGAAGACGAAAGUAGUGACAGUUAAGAGCAAAGAUGGAAGGAUACUAAAGGAUAAGGAGAAUAUCAAGAACAGAUGGAAGUCGUAUUUCGAAGAGCUUUACAAUGAGGAAAAUGAGAGGGUACAGACAGAGAACACGGCACCAGUGCAGGGCCCCUUUAGAGAGAUAACAUCAGAGGAAUUGAAAGGUGCAUUGAAGAGAAUGAAGAACAACAAGGCUUGUGGCCAGAUGGGUUUCCAGUGGAGGUUUGGAAGGUGCCGGGAGAUAGAGUCACACCUUGGAUUCCUACCAGGAAAAGGAACAACAGACGCCAAUUUCAUGCUGAAACAAGUGAUGGAGAAGUACAGAGAAGGCAGGGGAAAUCUGCACUUAGUCUUUAUAUACUUAGAAAAAGCUUACGAUAGGGUUCCACGUGUUGAAAUUUGGAGGAGCCUCAGACUGAAAGGAGGGCCAGAAUAUAUUGUUAAGAGCAUCAAGGACAUGUACCAAAAUUCCACCACGACGGUAAGGUCUGCAGCUGGAGAAACAGACCCCUUUGAAGUCAGAGUUGCCCUCCACCAAGGAAGUGCUUUGAGUCCGUUCCUUUUUGUCAACCUCUUGGACGUCCUGACCGAUGAACUUCACCUGGAGCUACCCUGUGGCAUUAUAUAUGCCGACGAUGUCAUGAUUUGCAUGGCCGACACAGAGGAACUGAAACAGAAGUUAGAGGGUUGGAGAGAGAAGUUAGAGGAUAGAGGAUUCAGGAUCAGCAGACUGAAGACGGAAUGCAUGAUAUGCUACUUCGGAGAGGUGGAUGAGCAGGAGGUGGAUUUGGAAAUAGACGUAGCGGUACUCAGAGAGACUUAUAUCUUCACGUACCUAGGGUCUAUGGUGUAG